Messenger RNA from Sitophilus oryzae (rice weevil), 2598 nucleotides. It is a transcript of the gene btz, whose product is annotated as protein CASC3. The record is from RefSeq and is a predicted model, not a curated record. Gene Ontology annotation, molecular function: mRNA binding. The transcript has 11 exons. Gene Ontology annotation, biological process: mRNA processing. Gene Ontology annotation, cellular component: exon-exon junction complex. The coding region runs from base 245 to 2068 and encodes 607 amino acids. NCBI's taxonomy places the organism in Eukaryota, Metazoa, Arthropoda, Insecta, Coleoptera, Curculionidae.
AUAACCACAAUUCGUUGACAUAAGACUUAUAAGACAUAAGUUCAUAAGCUGAUACUUUUUAUUUUUUAUCAGAAUAUUUUUUAUAAAUUCUCAGAAGUACAUUAAAAUGCUUUAUCUCUUUUUGAUAUGGGGAAAAUAAAAUAAUAUCUAAAGAAACGUUGAAACGUUAGAUACUUUUAAUCGAAAUCUAAACAAAACGUUUUCUUCCACAAAGUAGCAUUUUUUCUUAAAAUAAGAGCCUGUUAUGGACAAUGCCAACGAAACCGUGAUUUGCGAAGCCAAGGACCCGGUGAAAAGCCAGGAAAAUCCCGAAAUUUCCACGGCAGUGAUAGAUGAAAAGACUUCGCCAGAAAACUCAGAAUAUGACAGUGUGGAUAGUUACAGUGAUGAGGAACAACCUGCCAUUAAGGCUAGAUCAAAAGCCUCAGGACUGGAUUCACACUCUGAUACAGAAGGAAGUGUAAUUCUUGAACGUGAAGAAGGUGAUGGUCAAGAGAGUGCACCUAAUAAAAAGGUUGACGAUGAUGAAGAUAAGAAAAAUCCCCAAUAUAUUCCGAAAAGAGGCACAUUUUAUGAACAUGAUGACAGAACUGCUGCUGAUAUAGAAGCUGAAGAACCAGCUGAAGCUGACAAGGACAACAAGAAGAAAGUUUGGCAGGACAAAAAGGAGAAAUGGAAGCACGAUAGGUUUAUUGAUCAAGAACAAGCACCUAAGAGUCGUUCUGAACUUGUGGCAAUAUAUGGUUAUGAUAUUAGGAAUGAAGAUGGACCUCCUCGUGCACGAAGGCGCAGAAGAUAUGGUCGCGGUCCAAAUAAAUACACAAGAACAUGGGAAGAUGAAGAUGCUUAUAAUAAACCAGCUCCAGUUAAACCAAGGAAGUCAAUACAAAGUCGAGGACCUGCGCGAAUGGGCAAGAACAAUGAAGAAUUUCCUCCCUUAGGUGAUGGAGAUAACAGACAGAGGUCCCAGUCUGUGGAAUCAAAUCCUGAAGAAGAUUAUAGGGAAGAGAAUAAUGUUAAAAUUGUGGAGAGACAAGAGAAAAGAGAUAAACCGAAAAAUCAAAAUGUUUAUAAUGAAAACCAAUCUAACGUUAAUGAUCACUCUGAAUAUUCACAACAGAAUAGAUUUAAUCAGCCCCAUAAGGUAGGCUCUGGAAGGAUGAUGAAGCAACAAAAUAAAAAAGAAAUAAAGGACUCCGAUUACAAAGGGUUUACAAACAAAACUAGACAGCAAAGAGGAAUGAGAAAUGACCAACAGAAAGUGUUACCUCCUCGUAACUUCAGAAAAGAUAAUAAUGAAUUUAUUCAGAGCCAAAACUUUACUAACAAAAAUAAUACUCAUAAUCAGAUUGGUGAAAUAGAAAAAGAAAUGAGUCAAAUGAAUAUUCAGGAGGGAUCUUUUAAAAAUAAUAAACAAGGUGGCAGCAGUAAUCAGAACAGACAAGCCAGUGUUCCGCCACGUUUACAACAGUCUGAACAGAAAGGGUCUAAGAGAUAUAGUUCUAUGCGACAAAGAUCGUUACCGGAAACUGGUACUCCGCCUACAGCGAAUUUUAGUUUUUAUCCAAGUGAUUAUAACUCUGCUGCUCCUCCGCCCGCCAGUCAGCAGCCGAUUCUGACAGCCCCUAUACCACCGCCCGCCUUGGUGGCCCAACAGGUGCCGGUGACGGCCGCGCCACCUCUGCUACAGGCACCGUUCCCUCCGGGGGCGGCGUUUCCACCUCAACCCCCACCACAGGCAUAUCUGCAAGCCGGGCCGCCGCCCCCGUUUAUCGCGGCGCCGCCCGCACAACCGCAGAUCGUCGGAUACGUGGCCGGGGCUCAGCCUCCUUUUGUACAAAGCUACCAGGGCCAGUUCAACGCUGUGACUCAGCCUACUGAUUUGUACCAACCUCAAGGAGGUAUAACGUACUAUUCUACGGAUCAGCAAGUAAUUCAAAGAUCCGUACCCCAAAAGAGGCCUAAGGCAGCUAUUCCCAUUGUGGCGCCUAUGGAUUUCAAAGAGAACAAAGAUCAAAAAGAUGGCGUCAGCAGUACGAAUGUCAACGAAACUCAGUUGCAAGAAUGAAUUAGAUCCUAGGUUAUAGUUGAUUUCAAAUGAAAAAAAAACGGAAUUUUUAAAAUAACUUUUUUUAUUAUUUAAUAUUAUUUUAUUAGAUCACUAUGUCAAGCAUGAAUCUAUGGAUUCAAUGCAAAUUUAUUUGAACCAUCACUAGUAGGAAAUCACUUCCAUUUGUUUAUAAUUAGCACAAACUUUUUUCGGGUAUUUUAAAUUGUUAAAUUGAUUUAUUAUUUUUUUAUUUUUUUUAUUUCUUCAUACCAAUAUGGCAACUUUUAAUCGUGCUCUGUAUAUUUAACACUGGCUAAUAUUAAAAACUUUAAGAAUUUGUCCUUAUUCAAAAUGUCAUAUAUGUAUAUGCAUGAUAUUUAACUGUAAAUUAUCAUAAAUUAGUCGGUUUUAAGAACAGUAUGCUUUUUUAAUUGUGGGAAUCUUUAAAAAAUAGAAUAUAAGAAUAUAAACAAUAUCAUUAUACUUAUCGUCAUAUUAGAAAUAAUUUAAAAAGAGUAGGAUAGAUAUGUUAUUUAUUUAUGUAAUGC